Eurytemora carolleeae is the source of this 846-nucleotide messenger RNA. Its product is annotated as anaphase-promoting complex subunit cdh1-like. NCBI's taxonomy places the organism in Eukaryota, Metazoa, Arthropoda, Copepoda, Calanoida, Temoridae. The transcript is spliced from 3 exons. The record is from RefSeq and is a predicted model, not a curated record. The coding region runs from base 1 to 846 and encodes 281 amino acids.
AUGGAGGGAGGUAGGCUUGAGGAAAGUAAGAUGGAGGAAGGUAGGAAGGCGAAAGGAUUAAAGGAGAAAGGAAGGACGGAAGGAGGAAGGAUUGAGACGUGGAGACAGAAUGAAGUGAGAACAGGAAGCUGUCGAUAUUUCAUUAGAGCCGACAAACCUCGCGGAGCAGAGAUAAAGACCCCAACCUCAACUUCAACCUCGACUCAAACCUGCACUCCAACCUCAACUCCAACCUCCACUCCAACCUCAACUCCAACCUCAACUCCAACCUCAACUCCAACCCUCAACUCUAACCUCAACUCCAACCUCAACUUUAUUAAACUCAACUUCAACCUCAACUCCAACCUCAACUUUAUUAAACUCAACUUCAACCUCAACUUCAACCUAAACUCAAACCUCAAGUCCAACCUCAACUUUAUUAAACUCAACUUCAACCUCAACUUCAACCUCAACUCCAACCUCAACUCCAACCUCAACUCCAACCUCAACUUUAUUAAACUCAACUUCAACCUCAACUUCAACCUCAACUCCAACCUCAACUCCAACCUCAACUCCAACCUCAACUUCAACCUCAACUCCAACAACAACUUCAACUUCAACUCCAACCUCAACUCCAAACCUCAACUCCUACCUCAACUCCUACCUCAUCUAACCUCAACUUCAACCUCAACUCCAACCUCAACUCCAACCUCAACUCCAACCUCAACUCCAACCUCAACUCCAACCUCAACUCCAACCUCAACUGGAACCUCAACUCCAACCUCAACUCCUACCUCAACUCCAACCUCAACUCCAACCUCAACUCCAACCUCAACUUCAACCUCAAUCAGGUCAAAUGAUGUCUGA